AUGUCACAACUUCCUCCUCAGAGGGCAACUGGGGUGACCAUCAACAAGCCAACUGGUGCCCCUCGACCUGUUGCUGCAUCGGCCCCUCCAGGGAACGGAAAGAAGAAGGCCACAGAGCCUAUUCUUGAGUCAUCGGACGAGAACAAUACUAAUUUUACGCUUUUAGAUAGCCUGCCUAUUCCCUUUCACCUCUUCGAUGGGGACGACAUGCUUGCAGAACGUGCCUUCGACUUGUACACCAAGUCAACGAGCAAGAAAAAGUCUCACAGGUGCCAGUUUGGGGAGGGCUGCAGCAAUCAACCCGCGAAGAAGCCUCGAACAGACGACCCCCCUGCGUCUACUCCAACAAAGGAGACAACUCCUCCACCAGCUCCUACCAGGAAGUUGACUCCUCCAACUUUAACAAACCCAGAUCCUUCGUCUCCAGUUGGACAGACUCCUCCUCCGGCUCCAGUCGACCCUAUGCCUCCAACAUCCACCAUCCAGUAG
Molecule: messenger RNA, 489 nt
Organism: Humulus lupulus (European hop)
Lineage: Eukaryota; Viridiplantae; Streptophyta; Magnoliopsida; Rosales; Cannabaceae
Exons: 2
Coding region: 1-489 (162 amino acids)
Source: RefSeq, a predicted model, not a curated record